AUGCCGUCUGCGUUCACCAAGCCAGUUGCAAUCAUGCAGGAGCCCAAGUCCAGUGACCUGGAAUAUCCCUUCUGUGAAGGCUCGGACAAUCCCCAAAACUCUUCGAGUCAACUCCAGUAUAAACACCCAGAUGACUGUCCUGCCCGCCCGAUCAUGACCCGCAGCGAUACUCAUGAUACUGAUGCUUUCCACAUAUUUCCAAUGGAAGUGGAUAAAGAACACUCGAAAAACCCUUCAACCUCAGAAUGCAGGAUGAUGGGAGCUUUCUCUAAUAAGGACACGGCGAACCGCCAAGGAUUGCCCGAUCUAUUCAAUGAUUCACUUGUGCUUGAAAAUUGGUAUGAGAGCACAACCGGACCUUGCAGCACAUUGGACCGAGGGACUCCAUCUCUAGCGAGACCGGAAAGCACAACCCUCGUUAUACUGAACGAGAAAAGCUUAUCCGAACGCAAUAGUCGCGGUCCUGUGGAGGCCAAAUCGGCGUGGAAACCGCCUAGACCCCCUAAACCACGGUUCCUAGCACACCUUGACGUUGCCGGCUUCGAGUCAUAUGAGAAUUCGACACCGUGCCCAAUGCCUGCCUCGAGAGACGGCCCUGGGGGUCACAAAUGGCUGGAACCUAGAGCUCGGCUGUCUACUCCUCAGGGUUGUUCGAGGUCUCACAACCGAUUGACCAAUCGAUCAAUAUUGCUGCAAGGUAUGGACAAUGAUAUCAGCAAGCGACAGAAACCAUGGAGCGACCCCAAGCUCGGCCCAUCUCAAUAUCUAUCCCGGCCUGCCAAACGUGGCGCAAAGUCUUACCUCACCAAGAACGAUCUGAGCCAGCCGUUCCCCGGCCUCUGGCCUUCAAUUGAUGGCUUGCUAUUGCGCCAAGAUUCAAGGAUUGCUAAGUCGAGCCCUGCCAAGAUAUGCGUCCGGGACCAUAGUAACGCCUUGUCAAGCCCCCAAGAGGCACAAGAGUCAAAUUUGAAGCGCAUAGGCAACUGGCUUGGGAAGCUACUUAGCUGGGCUUCGCACUUAUCGAAGCUUAAGGAACGAGGCGUUAUUAGUAUAUCCUUGGUUGGGCAGCGAUCACUUCAGCACCCACAUUUCGGAUUUGCAUCCUACGAAUACAGUGUGAGCUUCAAAUGGUCAAAUACGUCGGGGUCUAUUGCAAUACAUCAAGGACAAGAAGAGAGCAACCUACCUGCUGCGUCAAAAAAUGUCACCCGUCUCUUCCGGGCUGAUAUUACAAUACCGUAUCUCGCUAUGCGGCUUCUCAUGGGCUUUUGUACCGUCUGCCGGAGCCUUAUGUCCAGAGAAGUCAUGAUUAGCUUUGUGCGACUCUUCAUGAGAAUCAUCGGACUUCCGGUUCUGUAUUUUUUAGAGAGAUUGAGCGUCAGCUUGUCCAUUCACCCAAGGGAGUCUGAAACGACCCAGAGCGCAAGAGAUCAACAUGCGGUUUUUUGAUGAAUGGCCGGAAUGAUAUCUUGCUCCAAUUGCUACUGACGAUACCUUGCAGACGUGAAUGAUGUCAAAUU
Messenger RNA from Aspergillus welwitschiae, 1520 nucleotides. RefSeq lists its product as uncharacterized. Bases 1 to 1449 code for a protein of 482 amino acids. The record is from RefSeq and is a predicted model, not a curated record. The transcript has a single exon. NCBI's taxonomy places the organism in Eukaryota, Fungi, Ascomycota, Eurotiomycetes, Eurotiales, Aspergillaceae.